UGUACAUAGAAGGUGAUCAGAUCUCUUAUGGAUAGAUUGAUAAAAAUAAUAGAAAGCGGAAAAAUUGCAUUUACUUUCAUUGUCUGAUGACUCUUUCAAAGAUUGGGGUGGAGCUUUAAGCACAGUGCAAUGGAUUUUUAUAUGGACCUGUAGCUCAGAAGGAAUUGCAUAGUGAGGACCCCUCAACGAAAGCAUACAUGGAAGUUUCCUCAGUGAAUAUAAAAUAUAAUAGAAAAUGGCUGAGAAACGUCACUCGGCUGUACUUGGCACCAUUCUUCUGGACAUGACCGAGCAUGUGAAGAAAUGUGGGCUUUACUGCUGCUGUGCCAGAGGUCUUCAAGAACUCACAUAGAAAAAAUCUGAAGUAUUUUAAAAUAAAUAAUAAUCCAAGCCAUUUCUAUUUCCUUUCCAAUAUCCUGUCCAAAAACCUGGGCAGAGUUGCAGCCGCCAUCUUUUUCAAUAACUUAUUAACCAAUGUGGAAAAGGGGAUUGAGGGUAGGGUGACCAGAUGUCCCGAUUUUUAUAGGGACAGUCCUAAUAUUUGGGGCUUUUUUCUUAUAUGGGCGCCUAUUACGCUCCACCCCCGUCCCGAUUUUUCUCACUGUCUAUUUGGUCACCCUAGCUGAGGGUGAAAGACACUGGUCCUUCUCUCACCAUUUUCUUUGUGCUUUGAUUUGUUUCUCUUCAGGAAACCAGGCUGCCUCCUAACGCCUCUUUAACUAGGGCUUGUCAGUAAGAAAAUGAACUAUUUUAACUGUGCAAUUACAGUGCCUGCUGAAUGCUUGUCAUCACAGCAGUAGGAACCUGCUCUGAAGCUUAUAUAUGCUGGAGAGGGAAUUACAGCAACCAGGGCACAAAGUUAUAAAUAUCCAGCGAGACUUGCAUACCAAACCCCCUAUGUUUGUAAUCACCCUGGCUGGCUCCAGAAAUUGGAAACCAAGCAAGCAAAUAAAUAAAUAAUCCUGAAGCAGUGUGGACUGACAACCAGAUAAGCAGGGCAGACUGGAUUUGAUCCAAAACCUUCUAACAGCAAAGCUGUUGGGACCCCAUUGUGACCUCAGGCCUGAGCAUGCAAUGAUGUCAUCAGCAUUCAGCUGUGAACAACCUUGAGGCACUUCCGAAUUCAACAGAGAAGGAGAAUUUUUCUCUCUCCUUCCCCUCAACCCCAAAUGAACUGCUUGGGAAGUCGCUGCUUCAGUGUGACUGAGGCGGCCCCACUGCCCGAGAUCCAAGCGCCGCUUCUCCUCUCCCUAAUAACACCUGAAGAUGGGACCUUUUUUCUUUCUGCUCUACGGAACAAAAAGACAACAGAGCCCGUGACAACUCAGCCGACUCAUGGGGUUGGCACGUCCACCGUCACAACAGUCAUACGGACCGGAGGAGACUGGACCACUGGUCUCUUUGGUAUCUGCAGUGACAAGAGUGUUUGUGUCUGUGGUGCCUUGUGUAGUCCAUGUCUAGAAUGCAACCUUGCAAGGCACUAUGAGGAGUGCCUGUGUUUCCCAUUGCUGCCAGGUUCCACCUUAGCGUUGAGAGUCGGCGCCAGAGAGAAAUACAAGAUACGAGGAACCCUGUGUGAAGACUGGAUGGCAGUUCAUUGCUGCUGGCCUUUUGCUGUUUGCCAAGUGGCCCGAGAGCUGAAGAGGAGAGCUACGACCCAGAUCUAUGAAAUAAACACUGCUCCUACAGCUAAAGAUACCCUAGUUUAAAAAUUCCCAGCCAGAAAGCUUGACUCAUGAUACUUCCCCCUCCUGCCAAUGUAAAAUACUUUAUUUUUAGAAAUAAAAUGCAUUUGU
This is a messenger RNA of Caretta caretta (loggerhead turtle), 1796 nucleotides long. It is a transcript of the gene PLAC8L1, whose product is annotated as PLAC8 like 1. NCBI's taxonomy places the organism in Eukaryota, Metazoa, Chordata, Testudines, Cheloniidae. The record is from RefSeq and is a predicted model, not a curated record.